This is a messenger RNA of Amphiprion ocellaris (clown anemonefish), 2376 nucleotides long. RefSeq lists its product as uncharacterized. Lineage: Eukaryota; Metazoa; Chordata; Actinopteri; Pomacentridae. The record is from RefSeq and is a predicted model, not a curated record. The transcript is spliced from 2 exons. Bases 173 to 1663 code for a protein of 496 amino acids.
GAAGAACCUGCAGAAGGAGUGUCCUGGACGCUGUGAAACGAGGGAAAAAGAAGUCUUUCAACCACGUUUUAUUUCACACCAGCUGCUGUCAGAAGGCACAUCUGCAGAAGGUUUGACAUCGACUCCGGUGGAUUCUUCAGUCUGAGGACAUCUUUUAAUAGAACUUGGGAUCAUGAGCCGUCUAAAGGAGGCCGUUGUGGGCUUCGCACUGGGAGCAGUGGGAGGCUGCAUACUGGGAGCCACAGAGGACCCAGUGGACCAGAGCGUGUCGGUGCUGACUGCAGCUAGUCCACUGAAACCGCUGAUAGAGGAGGUCCGGACGGUGGGAGCGCUGGGACUCGGCACCCUGAUGGGAGCUGCUUCCCUGACGGUGGCGAUGACGUCAGCGAUAGCCGGAGUGAUCCUGGCAGCGACGGUAGCUUCAGUAUUUGUGGCCAUGAGGAGCUGUGGCUCCUCCCACACGCCCUCUGCUGGUCUGUGGGCGUCAGCAGGACUCGCUGCCGCCUUCGGUACGACGCUUAGCGGCGCUACGUUCGGCCGAGUGAUGGAAUGGAUCGUACAGAGUUACGGCAUGGUGGGCCUCCUGUGGGCUCUGAGCAUCUUCACCGUGCUCAAACCGCCGCUACGCUUUCUGUUCCAGCUGCUCUGGAAGCAGGGAAUGGCCUGCUGCACUGUGGGAGAUGAAGUCUGGGCCCGAGACAGGACUCACAUCGAGGCCGCAGACCUGCAGCAGAGACUGAGGAUGGCUGUUCAGAUAGAGCAGAAGAUCCAGAUUCUGGAGAAAGGGGGCAACGCCGACGGGUCGGAGCACCAGAGGACCUGGGCCGCCGAGCGCCGGGAGAGGGAGGGCAUCGAGAGGAGGAAGAUGGAGAGUGAGGAGGCAGAGAUGGAGCAGAGAACCAUCCAGGACUGGAUCAACACUGUGCUGAUCAAACACGUGGACUUCAUGGCGUUCUCAGGGAUACCCAUGACUGUGGUUGCCAUAGUAACGUCAGGGUUUGGGUUGUUCGGCUACGGAGGCCAUCAGUCCGUGCUCAUUGUGCUGCUGGCUUUAGUGGCAGUCAUCGCCUAUUAUCUCCUGAAAUCUCCAGACUUUAAGUUCUGGAUGUUGGUCGGAUGCAUGGGAAUGAUCGCCACGUUCGUCAUCGCCAUGCUGACGCUGCACGCCGGUCAGCUGGUCGUCACUGCUUCCAUGAAGAUAAAGGUGCUGGCCCAGAAACCGUCCAGGGAAGAAAUCAGCGCUCGCAUGAACCAGCAGUCCUCUGUGGAAGCUCUGAACGCAGCCUGCUUUGUGGCCAGACUCUGCCAACUGGGUCUGGGGGCAACAGUGGGGGGUGCUCUGGUGCGGCGGGGGGCGGUGCAGGUGAAGGUCACUGUGGGGGCAGCUGUGAUGGCGGCAGCUUUACUGGUUGGGGUGGAAGUCUUAGCCCCGGCCCUGGGAGAAGGGGGUCGAGCUGGGGCUCUGCUGGGCGUGGUGGCAGCAGCUGGGGUAUCAGUGGGGGCAGCAGCAGCAGCAGCUGGAGGGUGGAGCUCAUGGCCGGGAACUCUGGGAAAUGUAGGAGGGUUGGUUUUAGGAGCUGCAGGGAUGGGAAGGUGGCACUUAGUCAACAUUGGACUGCAGCUGCCAGUGGGAUACGUGUUUGCAAUGAUCAACCCAUUUUAACCUACAGUAACUCUAUAGUACUGCAACACUGCAGGGUACUGUAAUACUGUACUGUAAUACUGCACUGUACCUUAAAACUCGAAAGCAAUACUGUACUGUUGUACCAUACUGUGAUGCACUACAAGUGUACUGUAAAACUGUACUGUGCUAUUGUAUCAUACUGUGCUGUAGUAUUGCACUGUACUACUGUAUACUGCAGUACUGUUUAAAUGUAAAAACUUUCAGAACUGUCAGUUGUGCAGCUGUCAGAAAUAAGUAGCUGCAGAAAAACAGACACUGAAAAGACUUCUGAGAACUUCCAAACCCUAAAGCUACGAACCCUAACCCAACCCUAACUGUAACCCUAAACCUACUAGCCCUCCUGCCCUAACCCUACAAACCCUAACCCAACUAUAAUUGGGUUAGGGAUAGGGUUAGUAAUCCUAGCCCCAAACCCAACCCUAACUUGACCCUAACCAUAACCAUAACCCCAGCCCAAACCCAACCCUACUAACCUUAACUGAACCCUACUAAGCCAACUAACCCGGAACCUACUAAUCCUAAUCCUACUAACCCUAACCCAGUCCAACCAACCAGAACCCAACCAGAACCCAACUAACGACUCUUCAGCAUUGUUUUGUUUUGUUGCUUUAGUGCAACAUUGAUCUCCUGUUUCACUUGUUGUCAUGAUCUGUUAUAUUAAACAUGACAUUUAUUGCAAUGUCUGUCAUCCA